AUGGGGAAUUGGGUUGGGAGGUACAAAGGUUUAGUGCGUCCAAGUGAAGAUCAUAAAGAAAUUCGUCACAGAACAUCACCAAACAGCUUGACUAUUAAGGUGAGAAUGACUACCACGCAACUCAAGGAGUUGAUGGCGCAGGUGGACAUGAUGAACAUGGCCAAAGAUCGAAACUCGGAGGAAGUAGGCCGCGUGAUCCUGCGAGAAUGCUUGGAAGGUAGGCUUACUGCUGGUAUUGUUGCUGCUGCCGGUGAGAACCAUGGUGAUCUCAAAAUAUGCAAGGUGUUAAACACCAUUUGUGAAGAAAAAGAAGAACAACAUGAGCAUAGUUUGUAA
Prunus mume (Japanese apricot) is the source of this 336-nucleotide messenger RNA. RefSeq lists its product as uncharacterized. NCBI's taxonomy places the organism in Eukaryota, Viridiplantae, Streptophyta, Magnoliopsida, Rosales, Rosaceae. The record is from RefSeq and is a predicted model, not a curated record.